UUAAAAGAAAUGUAAGGGUGAAAUAAUGCCGUCUGCUUUAACAGGAAAUCGAUGAUCACGUGACGACAACAAACUGGCAUGGUACAUCUGUCAGCGUGGUCGUCUAUUGUUGUGUAUAGGAUGAACUAGGAAGAAAUAUGACGAAUAUUUAUUAUCAUAAUGAGAUAAUUAAAGAAUUACCGUCAAAGAUGUAUCGUGGAACAAGGAUGUGAAAAUACCUUUUGAGGAAGACCUGGGAAACGCAAUGAAUCAUAAAUCGGAAGCAAAUGAACAGAAUUUCAACCUAUCUACCACAACAAUACCGUUAUAUAGUGAUUUCGAACCUGGUCCCAGACAGGCAAGCUCUCCUUUAACACCGGAAUCUCCAAAGCAGUUCCUGAACCAUGUUGACCGCGGGGUGUACGUCAUCAAAGAUCUUUCCAAAGAUCCUGUGCCUUUAGUUGAAAGACUACCUUAUACAACGCCAACUCGUCCUCGGGAUAUUUCUUACUCGACACCAGAUGAUAAUCGACUAACGACUCCUGUACAGGAGCAGGGACAGCCAGAAUCUCCUCAUGUGUUUCUGAGUCCUGUAGAUAAAGGAAUCUUUAUUAUCAAUUCAACCUUGGACUCUUCUCAGACGUCUGUUCCACAAAAUAAUGUCGGACAUAUCAAAGACGACAGCAACAAUAAGAAUUCAAACCGAAACAACAGAAGCUUAACGGAAGACGUCAGCAACGAAAACGAGGCUUCCUCCGAAGAAAGAAAACCUCCAGACAGACGCCAGAUAUUUGGCGUUGAUGAGAACGAAGAGCGAGGAAACUGGACAGGGAGGCUGGACUUCCUGUUGUCCAUGCUGGGGUAUUGUGUAGGAUUAGGGAACAUCUGGAGAUUCCCUUACCUCUGUUAUAGAAACGGAGGAGGGGCGUUUCUGUUGCCAUUUAUUAUAAUGAUGUUUUUAGUUGGCAUUCCACUCUUUUAUCUAGAGGCAGCUUUAGGACAGUUCUGUAGUCGCGGGCCAACAACCUGCUGGGAGUUUGCUCCCUUAUUCAAAGGUCUUGGUAUUGCAAUGCUUAUCAUGUCCGGGCUAACCAGUAUUUAUUACAACGUAUUAAUCACGUGGGCGGUGCUCUAUUUCUUCUCUUCCUUCACCAGUGAUCUCCCUUGGAGCACCUGUGAUAAUAAAUGGAACACAAGAGAUUGUAGUUUAAAAUUACCAACAGUUAUUUGUUCACGGAACGAGCAAAAAUUUCCAAACGGAACCUGUUAUUCUCAGAAUGUCUUCAAAGGAAUCUGGAAUGAAAAGAUUUUCAGAAAUAUAACCGGAAGAAGACGCACAUCUCCCACAGAGGAGUACUGGAACAACAAGUUCCUGAGUAUCAGCAGUGGUAUAGACAAUAUGGGAGAACCUAAAUACGAGCUGGCUCUUGGUUUGUUGUUUGCUUGGAUACUAUGUUUUCUCUGCCUUAUGAAGGGAAUCAAAACUACUGGAAAGGUUGUAUAUGUGACAGCAAUUUUUCCGUAUUUAGUGCUUUUUAUUUUAUUUUUUCGUGGAAUUACCCUUGAUGGGGCUGGGAACGGGAUCUAUUUUUAUAUUGUGCCAAAUUUUGAACGCCUGCUUGACGCAAAGGUGUGGCGAGAUGCAGCUGUUCAGAUAUUUUACUCCAUGGGGCCUGGGUGGGGAGGAUUAAUUGCUUUGGCGAGCUACAAUCGAUUCCACAACAAUGUGUUCAGGGAUUCUAUCAUAGUGUCUGUCGGGGAUUGCGUCACAAGUAUUUUUGGCGGUUUUGUCAUCUUUGCUUUCCUUGGUUACAUGGCGUAUAAUAUGAAUGUAGAUGUAGAGGAUGUAGUAACUAAUGGUGCUGGUCUGGCGUUCGUGGUGUACCCUGCGGCUGUGACAAGUCUUCCUCUGCCCACUCUGUGGUCCAUUCUCUUCUUCCUCAUGCUCAUCACGCUAGGCAUUGACAGUCAGUUUGCGAUGUUGGAGAGUGUUCUAACCGGCAUUGUUGACUACUUUCCAUCCUUACGUCCAAAGAAAACCUUAGUUAUCCUGGGUAUCUCCUUUGUUUUCUUUCUCCUGGGACUGCCAAUGACUACACCGGGAGGGAUGUACAUCCUGCAGUUGAUGGACCAUUACGUGGCGUCCUGGUCCCUCCUUAUCGUGGGUCUUAUAGAAAUCCUGGUCAUCAGUUAUGUAUAUGGAAUUAAUCGUUACUUGAAGGAUAUCGAGAUUAUGCUUGGGAGACCACCUUUCAUGUGCUGGAAAAUUUGUUGGAUGUUUGUUAGUCCCGUGAUUAUAUGUGCAAUAUUGCUGUUUGCUUGGAUUGACUAUUCUCCUGUCCAAUACGGUAGCUACUCCUAUCCGGACUGGGCCGAGGCUCUGGGGUGGCUGAUGUCUUUUUUCUCCGUGAUAUUCAUUCCCAUUGUCAUGUUAUACAAAGUCAACAAAGAAGACGAGGCAAAGGGGGCGUGGGAGAAAAUCAAGUUACUGUGUACACCAACUCGUGUGUGGGGCCCCGCCUUGGUCCGCCACCGACAACUUGUGGAUCACGUGGAAGGAUUCGUGGCGGACCCUGAGAGUGAGAGGGCGGGGCACCAGUAUGUCAACUACGGCUACGAUACAUCUGUGGCAAGCCAUUCCACUCCCGAUGUAAGCCGAUAUUCCUGGGCUUCCGGUCACACCCAAACUUCCCAUGUCUCCUAUGAGUCCGCAGUUUGAAAAAUUUGAAAUCCUUAAUCUAUAGUCCCAGAAAAUAUCAAAAUUUGUGCAAUACGACAUGUUUAAUAAUCAAAUACCUGUUUAUUCUCAUAUUCAAAAUAAUCAUUCCAUGUAUUUGUCGAUAUGUACAAUUAUAACAUGUAGUAAUUUUAUUGAUAUACUCAUUUUGUAGUUUUUUUAACAGGUCAGCAAAUGUUGACCAAAUUUUUUAACUGUCUCCAUGUACAAUUUUUACUUAUUU
Saccostrea cuccullata (small rock oyster) is the source of this 2939-nucleotide messenger RNA. Its product is annotated as sodium- and chloride-dependent glycine transporter 1-like. Lineage: Eukaryota; Metazoa; Mollusca; Bivalvia; Ostreida; Ostreidae. Gene Ontology annotation, biological process: sodium ion transmembrane transport. The transcript is spliced from 18 exons. The record is from RefSeq and is a predicted model, not a curated record. The coding region runs from base 245 to 2698 and encodes 817 amino acids. Gene Ontology annotation, cellular component: plasma membrane.